This is a messenger RNA of Effrenium voratum, 7148 nucleotides long. The record is from the annotation of a GenBank genome assembly. Lineage: Eukaryota; Dinophyceae; Suessiales; Symbiodiniaceae.
CAGGAGAAGCAAUUCCUGGAGAAGCCGGGCAUCCCCAUCCCGCCGCUGCCCCGAUUCCGGCUCACCCUGUGCUUGCGCUGGCUGGUGCUGGUCUCCCUGCUGCUAGGCCUUUUGCAAGCCUUGGGCCGCUGGAUGACUGAGCAGGCGAUGUAUGACAUCCACUCGGUGAAGAACCUCGACCUGGACAUCGACAACUGCAACGUGGAGUUGCAGCCCAUGCCUGCCUCCCUGAGCCACGGCGCUGUGACCAUCCAGUACUGGAAGUUCAUGCGCCAGAUCCACCAUGUGUCCCAACAUGACGGCACCAUGCACCUUCAGCUGGACAUGCGGGUGAAGAUCCCGAUGUUCAGGUGCUUGGUGUCCAUCUUCGCUCCGAGCCUCCACCUGGACCGCCUUACCGGCCACAUGGGGGGCAGCGAGCAGUGCAGUCUGCAGAUGGACGAGGCGAUUGCGAAAGACGUGAACCUCACGUCGCAGCAGGUGAUCAUCCGCGCCAGGGCCAUGCCCGAGAAGCUGUCCCUCCAAAGCUCGCUGGGCAUCGUGGCUGUAUGGCCGCGAUCGCUGCCUGACACCUGGGAGGCCAACAUCCAGGCGGACCAUGCCAACGUCUUGGUGGAGGUGCCGGGCACCUUCUCCCUGGACCUGGCGGGGCACGGGAAGAAAAACUCGGUGCUCUGCGCCGAUUCCAUCGAGGAGAACGGCGCCGACAAGUACCUUAUGCAGCACGGGAGCGGCGGGUCCAUGGGCAAGGUGCGCUUUGAAGCAGUCAAGGAAGCCGCGGGCUACAUCAAGGCCGGGGAUGACUGGGACACAGACCUGAAGGUCCUGCGUGGCAGUGCUCAUGAGGAGCCCUCUUUGUUCAACAAGUCCAUGGAGGAUCUCAACGAGCUUGCAGAUUGGAUCCACACGCGCACAGAGAGCAUGGCGCCGUGGGUGGCGAGGAUCCACCUCAACGGGCCCAACCUGCCCAAGGGCGCCUGGGAAAUGCUGUCCUCCGAGGCCUUCCUCACGGUGCCGCUGCAGUGGUACGUGCUGCUGUCCGGCGGGACGCUGCGGCCCAAGGUGCGAGAGGUGCAUCUGCAUCCCAUGGGCCUCAACGCCUGGCCCGCGGGGGAGCAGAACGCCACGAAGCUGCGCAAGGGCAAGGUGGACAAGAUUGUUAUGGACGAGUUCGAGAUGCUGAAGCCCUACAUCCUGAAGGCGGGGGCCCCUGGGGCCACCGUCGCCUGGGUGCCCCAUGAGGGCCGGCCCCUGGUCUUCAGCAAGACCACCAACAAGUGGUCUGCCUCGGAGCUCAGCUACGCCCAGGUGAACGUGAUGAUGCUCUUGAUCGCUGUGAGCUUCAACCUGGUAGUGUCGGUGUUGGUGGCCGGCUUCGUGAUCAUGUGGCUGCAGGCGAACGCCGACUUCCAGCAGGAGCUGAAAGAUGAGGCCGUGACCACGGCCUCCUCCCACCGAGUGGGCAAGCUUCAUGGAAAGACGAACAGCAGCUGGCGCAUCAUCGCGGCACACGUGGAGCAGCCGGACCAGGGUGUGAUCCUGCGCUGGCGCAAGCGCACGGGGGUGCAGAGCUCCGCCUUCCUUUGCGUGAAGGCGAAGGCGGACCCGGAUCCGGCACGGGGCCUGGAGGGGGACGAGAUUUGCAUCGACAUGGCCGUGCAAGAGCGCGUAGACCUGAAAUCCGAGAGCAACAUCAUCAUCGAGUUCUUCUUCUCGGCCUCGGGCAGUAAAGGCUAUCCCCCGGAGGGCGGCUACGAGCCCACGGGCAAGGAUCUCAAGUGCCAGUACAGCUACCGCUUCCAGGUGGAGGGCUACAACCAACACCAGGAGCUGGUGGCCGUGUCCGACUGGUCCAACGAGGUCUACAUCAAGCCAAGGAGCACCAUCUUCGACGUGCCCGCGCGGAUCCUGAAAGCCAACUUCGCGGUGCCCACCGACUCGCUGGAGUAUUUUGUGGAACACUUCGCCCAGUUCAACAUCGAUGGCAGACAUCCUCAGCACUUGGUGGUGCUCAGUGACAUCAAGGUGUGCUACCACAAGAAUUGGCGGGACUACAGGGACUGCAUGUCUGCCUUCUGCCUCACAGCCUACAUGGGCGAAAGCAGCGCCAAGUGUCAGAAGGAUACAGUUUCCGGCACCUGCAAGAACUACGACAAGACUGGCAUCUUCAUACCUCCCCCAGACAUAGUCAGCGGCGAGGUGGAGGAGGAUGAGGAUGCCCGCACCCAGGAGCUAAACGAAGUGGUGACUGGCGGGAACCAGUCGCUUUGCGUGGGCGCAGCCGACCGAAAGCUGUGCGAUGUCUUCGUCACGCUGCAGAAGGCCUCUGGAGAGGAUGUGGCCGAAGGGCAGUUGGAGUGGGACGACCUGCUGGACGCGUUCGACAAGUUCGAGUCCGAGGGGGAGAGUCAGACCAUCUUCGUCGAGCUGGCCACCGACAAGGCCGGAGAGGGGGAAUUCGACGAGGAGUGGCUCGUGUGGGUGGAGGCGCGUGUGACCUUCAAGAACGAGCUGGACCCCAAGUGCGAAGAGAUGCCCUUCCACAGGCGCGUCUUCCAGUUGGACGCCCCGGGCCAAAUCUUCUACGAGGGCAUGGAACGGUUCCUUCCCUGGGAGCCCACGAGCGAGACCCUUGCGGAGAUGAGCUUCUUUGACAUCUACAUGAUUUACCCGGAGCUCGAUUUGGAGCCGCUGCUGCUGGCGGAGCACGUGUCCAUCACCAACGGCGGGGUCUCGGUGAUGAUCAACUUCCCGGAGGGUGUCACCGGGAACCACGUGGUGUGCCAGUUGGCCAUUGAGGGCUUCAACGAGGAGGGCGAGCAAACCUACGCGCGAAGUUCCAUGGAGGAGGAACCCCUGGACGGGAAGUCCCACCGCUUUAUUGUGUGCCGCACCUGGACACUGGCGCACUUCGAGCUGAUGUACGCGUCCUUUUGCCGCAUGAACUGCAUGGAGAUGGAGCGUGUCACGGAGGAUGUCCUCAAGGACUAUGGCAUGGUGGUGGCGCGGGAGCAGCUGAAGGUGGUGUCGGGUUUGCGGAAAUCGCUGAUCUUCGAAGAGAUCGGGGAGCAGGAGGUCAUCGACUGCCCCGGCCUGAUCAUGGUCAGCGACAAGAACAUCGUGGCCAAGCCUUCCAUGGGACCUGACAUGGACUGGACGGCCGGCGCCUCUGAUGCCGGAGGCAGUGUGCUCCGGACCAUCUCCUCCGGCAAGACCCCGCUGCUGAGCUCAGCUAUGAGCACCUCCUCCCCCAAGGGCCGGGGCAGCGCGGGCCCCGUGAUCGAGCGCCGGGAAUACCGAUCCACCUUCCAAUCUGUGGGGUUUUUGGAGAACGCAUGGCCGCGGUACCCCCACUGCUUGGACAUGGCCUACGGCACUGGAUGGAUGCCCAGCUUUCUGCUCCUGAACUCCUUCUACCCAGUGGACAACAUCCUCAAUGCCAUCAAAGCAGGUGCGGACUGGUUCCAGCUCCCAGUGGCGUACCAGACCAUCCAAGCCAUCGGCGGCAGGACCUUCGCGGAAAAGCUGCUGCAGCUGCUGACGGCGCCCUUGUACGGCGUGGUGCCCUACCUCUGCGAGGCCUUCUUGUACCUGCUGCAGUUGUGCUCCUUUCUCAUGUUGCCCUUCCUUCUGCUCAUCUUCGGCAUGUGCUACGAGCUGGUGGGCAUGUACUUCGCCAUCAACCCCGAGGCUUACUCCUUCGAGACCCACACGGCGUCAUAUAUCCCUGACAUGACCUUCUCCGCGGUCGUUUCCGGCCACUCCUUGGAGGACUGGUUCAUGGGACUCUCUUCCGUGUCCUUCGUUUCACUUGUGGGCAGCUUUAACACCGCGCUGGUCAUGGUGCUGCUCAUCUGCGAGUCCAACUUCCUGAGGAACCUGCCGCCGCCCUCCAUCCAGCACGCGGUGCACCAGGUCUUGAACGGCAUGGGCGGGAUGCUCGUGAGCAGCUAUGUCUGGGUCAUCCUCUCCUUCUCGAUCUCCAGCGUGCUGUGGUUCGCCAUGGUGGUGGUCAUCUACCCGGAGCAAAUGCUUACCGCGCUGGCCUGCGCAGGCGGCUUCUUCGCCCUCUUCGCCACCAUGAUCAACGGCCUCAACAACACCAAGGACGAGCUGGAGCGCUCGCUACGGGAGGAGAUCCCGGAAGUGUUGGAGCUGGUGUGCGAUACCUUCCUGGACCAAUACGACAAGACCUCCUCGGGCCGGGGCAAGGCGGUGAUCAACCAGUACCGCAAGCUCGAGGAAGAGCUCGCAGAGAAGACGGCGGAGUAUGUCAAGGGCCGGCUCAAGGGCGUCUCCAAGCUGCAGGACGUGGUGGGAUCUGCCAAGGCGCCGAAGGAAGUGCUUGGGUCUCUUUUCAACCGCGCCCUGGUGAAAAGCCGGGGCUGGCCCGCCAUCUCUGAGCAAGAGGCGGGGAAGGAGACGAAGGAUGACAAGGGCGUGGAGACCACCGACUCGGUGCUCGAGUCCCUAGGCCUGCCACAGGAAGACACUACAGUGAUGCCGUACCUGGACUUGCGGAUGCGCUUAGAAGACAAGGAGAGGGAGGAAGGUGGCGAGAAUAUCCACAACUACGGCUCCGAUCUGCAGGAGAAGCUUAUGAAGGUCUACGUGCGAAUGCAGGAGGUGCACAUGGAGAUGCCUCCGGAUGUGGGCGAGGCGCUUCGGAACCCCAAGCGCCUGGCCAAGUGCAUGCACCGGGCCAACCUGGCGAAGUACAAGACGCUGGAGCGGGGCAGCGAGAAGGACGCCAAGUCCUCCUUGCAGAUUUGCAUUCAGGAUCUGAACCAGCAGCAAGUUGAGAAUCUGGACCUCUACAUGGUUGAGCACUUGGACGAGACCUUGAGCCAGGUGGACAUCUCGGAGAUGGUGACCCCGUUCGUGGAGACCACCAUCCCUGCGGAGGUGUCGAAGCAGGUGCGCUUUGCGCUGGAUGAGACCCGCCAGGACAGCUCCGCCCAGCAGCUCUUCGACUUGCUCCGGCGGAAGAAGAACAGCAUGCCCAGGAAGCAGGUUCGCCAGAAGCUUACGCUGAACCGGGUGGACGAGCCAGAGGGGCUCAUGGGCUUUUUGGUGGAGAUCGGAGUCGUUGAGAAGACCGCGGCCAGACGGAAGGCCUCCCAUCACUUGUCGCUGUACCGGCGAGUGGAGCGGCACGUCCACAUGUGGAAGCGCGAGGACGAGGAGGGCCAUGAGACCAAGGACCUGAUUGUGGACCCUAGCGACUUGGAGGAGUUCGUGCGGGACCUCGUGCACCAUCAGAUUUGGUGGGGUGCCAUGGAGAGCAUUCUGAAAAGCAUCGGCUUCCCCAUAGGCGAGGGUGAGAACCAGCUCAGCCGAGAACUGGUCCUCCGGGAGUACGAGCUGACAGCCAGCAAGGAUGGGUUCCUGCCACGGGACAAGAUGCUGGAUUUCUUGCGCAAGGUCUCCUGUGCCGGGGUGGCAGAUGGUGCGGCGGGACGGCUUUGGAAAGCUCAGAUGGUGAUGCUUUUCCAGCACCUGAACAUCUGCGGCUUCGUGGGCAAGGCCGUGGCCCCCCGCAAGAACAAGAAGGCGGCGGCGGAGGAGGUGGACAUCGCGGACGACGGGCUGCGGGAGAUGGCCAAGCAGACCUGGCCCGCCUGGAUGGAGAAGGCCUGGACGAAAGUGGCCCCAGCGGUGGCCUCCGACAACCUGUCCAAACCUUUCCUGCCCCGAACCCUGAUCUACAAGUUCGUGAAGGAGGUGGCCCAUUCCCGGGAGACGAGCAUCCGCAGCUACAAGGAGACCGGGAACAUUGCGAAUCUGAAGAUCAUCGACGAAGAGUACGAUUCUUGGAAAAAGGAGGAGGUAGACGGCAGCAAGUACAUUUGGGUGAACCGCGGCAAAGGCUUGCUGCGAGUGCGUGGGAUUUGGCUGGAAUGCUUCCUGGAUAUCUUGAAAAAGAUGGGCAGUCCCGUGCAGGAUAUGAAAGAGGGCCUCUUUCUCUUCGACCAGGCGCUGCAGGACCAGACGAAAGAGCUGGGCAUUGCAGAGGAGGAGAUCGAAGGCCUACUGUCCGCAGACUACCUGCAGCAAUGGAUGCACAAGAAUUUGGUGGAGCGCACCACGGAAGUUUCGCUGACGACUUUCAAGGAGGCGUUGAAGAUGGCUGAGUUCACGCUGCCGUUCUCUUCCGUGGAGGCGCUGUGGUACUCCGCGGACAAGGCGGUGAUCAGCGGGGGCAAGGAGCGCGCCUCCCUCCGGCAGGUCCGGGACUUGGAGGACCGCCUGGUGAUGUAUCUCACCAACGGCAUGUUCUACGAGUCCGUGCGGAACUUGAUCGUCAACGAGCUCCAUGUCCCGUCCUUGCAGUCCCUCGACGCCAAGGAGAUCCAGGCGGCCUUCAAGCAGGUGGACGAGAAGACGGGCUAUUGCGGCAUCAUUGACCCCCACGAGGUGAGCGAGCUAUUGCGGCUACUGUCGCAGGAGGGCAUGGACCUGCCUGUGGUGCAGCAGUCCUUCGAGCAGCUGAAGCUGCACCUGGACCAGGACGCCGUGCAGGACAACUUCAUGAUGGUGGAUACGAACUGUGACGACAAGAUCGACCUGACGGAGUUCUUGAGCCUCAUCGAUAGGCUGGUGGAUACCAUUCUGCCGGAUGCCAUCUUCGACUACAUGGGCUUGCAGCGUCACCAGAUCUUCCGGAAUGUCAUGCUGAAGGUGAUUACGAUCCUCACAAUGUUCCUCUUUGUGUUUGUGUCCCUGAACGCCUUCCACGUGGAUGUGGGGGAGAAGGCCGCCUCUGCUGGAUCCUCCACGAUCCGGGCGGCGCUCGCAGGCUUGGCACUGCUCGGCUUGCGCAACGACAAUUCCCCGGAGUACCUGGAGAAGCAGUACACCAUUGCCAAGGAGCAGCUCUACCGCAUCACUGGGGUGAGCCGAUCUCAGCUAGAGGCACGGCGCCGGACUGGCGCCCUGGGCGCAGGCGCUGCCGGCGCCGGAUUCGGCAAGCGCUUCGCCAGGCGCGGCGGUGGAGGAGGCGGUAUGCUGGGCAAGGAGGAUGAGGACGACGAUGGGGGCGACAUGGACUAGUCGCACCUUGCGACCGGAAAAGUAGAGAUCCUGGAUUGAUAGCUUGGGUCCUCUUCAAUCAAUCUAGCUAGUUGUUUCCCAAGGGCCUCGGCGAA